Ruditapes philippinarum (Manila clam) is the source of this 900-nucleotide messenger RNA. Its product is annotated as transmembrane protein 45B-like. Bases 1 to 888 code for a protein of 295 amino acids. The transcript is spliced from 6 exons. The record is from RefSeq and is a predicted model, not a curated record. NCBI's taxonomy places the organism in Eukaryota, Metazoa, Mollusca, Bivalvia, Venerida, Veneridae.
AUGGGUUCGUUUGCGGGACAUAUUGACGAAGGAAUCGCUUUCAUCAUUCUUGCCUUAUGGUGGAUGGUCAACAUUUUCCGGGAAUCAUUAAAGACAAAUCAUCAGCCGGAGCUCUAUCACUCCCAGAUAUCAUAUACAAUAAGGAUAAAAGGCAAAGUUGUUCCUCUGGAGAUAUUUCUAAAAAUAUUGUUUCCGCUAGGAGGUUUUGCGGCGGAGAUUAUCGAUGCCAAAACAUUUGUAAAUGAGGAUGGGAAUUUCUCCAAUCUUUCGGACCUUCAGCACACGACAAUUUACAUGUUGUUUGUUAUACAUGGAAUCACAGAUCUUCUAGCGCAUUAUCGUCUGCCGCAAAUCAAAAACGCCAACUAUUUUACGAUGAUCGUGUCCUUUUUAUGGUAUGGGACAGCUUUUUACUUUCAUAGUGAGCCGGGCAUGGGGAAGCCUCCUUUGGAAAACAUGAUACACAGGCUCCCCAUUCCAUUUACGUUGUUAACAAGUUGUGCUGUUUUAAUUGAAAUGAAUCAACGUAAUGCUGUGUUACCUCAAUUAUUACGAUGCUUUUGCGUUUUGACGUUAGGGACGUGGUUUACGUAUUCGUCAUUUGUUUUGUUUCUACCAUAUCCGUUUCCGGGAAGCCAUCACAAUCCAGCUUGGGACCAAGACGAUGAAAGAAAUGUUCAUUUUAUUGUUGCGGCGUUUGGAAUUCAUCUCAUUGUAAAUCUCACAUUCAUGAUGACGUCAUAUAUUGUCAUGGUUGUAUACCGGAAGUUGUUCGUAAAUUCGCGUGACCUGACUGAUGAAAAUAGCAUGUGCAAGUAUAAGAUCUUAGACAAUAAUGUGGAUGAUUUAGAUUAUGAUGAUUCGGUCUAUAAAGAUGAUGCUGUGUAGACGACCAUAACG